CUUUCUGCCGUGGACGAAGGUAUGAAGCCGCUGCAUGAACAAAAAUGGAUAUAAAGAAAGAAGGAUCUUAAAGAACAACACGCAGUGUGUGACUGGCGAUCACAGGAGAUAGCCUAUAAAGCCGACUGCUUGAACAUGCGACAAAAAAGCCUCGACGGCGAAAAGAAUCAAUUGUAUAGGUCCUACUAAAUAGCACAUGCAUGAAACGGGAGCAUUUCUUCUCAGUCUGGAAGACGCUGGCAACUCCGACAAUAUUUAGGCGAACAAAACCAACGGGCACCGGCCUUGCUCGUUUUCGCACGGCUUUUUCAGCGGUGUUGGAGCGCAAAGGAGGAGAGAGAUCAUCAGUAAUCAGACUAGGACACUCUCCUCAGCACCCUCCCACGACGAUACCGAACCGCGCGGCUGAGGCUUAGCGUGUCACUGGAUGUGGGUGAAGACCGGGUGUGUAGGCUAAUACGCUGGGAUAGUGAGAUCUGGUCAUCCCAACCCUUAUGCACCUUCAGAACAUUUCCCAAUCUGGCGAGCUCAGGACUGAGAAGCAGGUGUAGUGGUGAGGGCGCAUCCAUGAGCGUCUUCUCCUGGGACGGCAUGUUUUUAGUUUAACCGGAUUUGUUGAAAAGACUGGGUGAAGAGGAUAAAGGCGAGUUUGGAAGUUUUGAUGCAUAUGAUCACAACCACCAUGAUUUUUAUGAUCCUCGGUGCUUCAGUUGUAAUGUGGUCACAGUACCAGGUCAUGUAGCGGUUGCUGUGUUCCAAUACUGCUUGUCAUGUCCUGGUUGACUCGAAUGGUUCUUUGCAGGCGAUAGCGUGUUUAAUGGACAUGAACGCACUCCUGGACCGCUUUCACAACUACAUCUUACCGCAUUUACGAGGGGAAGACCGCGUAUGUCAUUGCAACUGUGGAAGGCAUCAUGUUCACUACGUAAUUCCAUAUGACGGAGACAAUUCACUCGUGGACUCAUCUGAGAAUUACUUUGUGAGCGACAGUGUGACCAAACAGGAGAUGGACCUCAUGCUGGGGCUGUUGUUGGGGUUCUGUAUCAGCUGGCUGCUGUUGUGGCUGGAUGGAGCUUUGCACUGUGCUGUGAGAGCCUGGAGAGCCAGUCGCUAUUAUGAUACCCCUUCCUGGUCAUGGUUACCCCAGUUCUGUAACCUUCGGGACCUCCGUAGACGUGCACAGCUGCGGCAACUAGAGGAUUCCAGUGGAAACAUGGUGCAUAUCAAGCAGAAGCUCUAUCAUAAUGGUCAUCCCAGCCCCCGCCACCUCUGACUGUUUAAUGACAGUUUCCCCAAAACUGCUCCAUUACCAGCUGCUGCCUCAGAGACCCACUUUAAUUGUUCCACUACAGUUUGAACCAACUUUUAGACCUUCUAAAAUCACUCAACGUGGUCACGUAUUUGUCAAAACUAAAAAUCAAGAAGAAAGAAGAUUAUUGUUGUCAAUAUCCUGAUUUGUCACUUCGUUCACCAUGUCUGAGAUAGGAAGUUGGGUGAAAUGCUUUUGGAAAGUUUCUGUACAGGCUUUUUAUUUUCCAUUGCUGAAUCUAGGCAUGCACUUUUAGAAUGGGGAGGAUGCAAGAAAUGUUUUUUGUGACAUUGGGAAUCAAUUAAGUUGGUUUUUCUUGCUUUUCCCCUACUUUUUUUUUUUUUUUUUUUUUUUUGUAGCUUUUUCAUUAGGAUAUGACUUUUUGGGA
Messenger RNA from Xyrauchen texanus (razorback sucker), 1697 nucleotides. RefSeq names its product transmembrane protein 240-like. The record is from RefSeq and is a predicted model, not a curated record. The transcript is spliced from 4 exons. Bases 818 to 1273 code for a protein of 151 amino acids. NCBI's taxonomy places the organism in Eukaryota, Metazoa, Chordata, Actinopteri, Cypriniformes, Catostomidae.